Messenger RNA from Trichogramma pretiosum, 1324 nucleotides. RefSeq names its product alaserpin-like. The coding region runs from base 59 to 1201 and encodes 380 amino acids. Gene Ontology annotation, molecular function: serine-type endopeptidase inhibitor activity. The record is from RefSeq and is a predicted model, not a curated record. The transcript has 6 exons. NCBI's taxonomy places the organism in Eukaryota, Metazoa, Arthropoda, Insecta, Hymenoptera, Trichogrammatidae.
UUUGCGCUCAGUAGACCACCGACAGUUGAACUUCUCACAAGAAUAAGGUGUGAUCACGAUGGCUAACGUCGACGAUAAAGUAUUUUUACCCAUUACCAAAAGUUUGGAUGGCUUUACUAAUAAUUUUCACAAGAAUUUAGCCAAUGCGUUCGAGGAAAAUCUCGUCAGCUCACCGCUCAGUGCUCAUGUAGUACUGUCGAUGGUUACUUGUGGAGCCGAGGAUUCGACUCACGAGGAACUGCGUCAAGUCCUACAGUUACCUGAGGAUCAAAGUGUAUUACAGGAAGGUUAUAAGGCAUUUAUAGGAUAUAUCAAUAAUUUGCCAAAAGUUACGCUCAAAGUAGCGAAUAAAAUUUAUGUCAAUCAUUUGGGAAACAUUGAAAAAGAUUUUCAAAAACUCACGAAAGAUUGUUUCCAUUCUGAGAGCGAGCCGAUGAAUUUUGGUCUGAGCGAUGAAUCAGCAGGAAAAAUUAAUAAGUGGUGCCAAGAGCAGACUGACGGAAAGAUAAAAAAUCUUGUUGCUGCCGCUGAUUUUUCUGACAAUACUGGUAUUGUACUUUUGAGUGCGAUAUAUUUGAAAGCCCAAUGGAAAAAUCUUUUCAAAGUGAAAGACACAAAAGAUAGAAGAUUUCACUUGAAUAAAAAUAAGCAUAUUUACGUGCCAACGAUGACGACGGAGCAAGAAUUCUUCUAUAAACCUAUGCCAGAACUCAACGCCAAAGUCAUUGGGCUGCAGUAUACCAACGAAGACUUGAUGAUGGUUAUCAUCGUGCCCAACGACAUCGAUGGUCUUAAGGACGUGGAAGCUAAUUUAGAAAAAUUCGAUAUCGAUUACGCCGGUGAAUUCCGGCGAAACGAGUGCGAAGUAAAGCUCUUCCUGCCAAAAUUCAAGAUUGAAACGACCAUUGAUAUGCAGCCCCAUCUUGAUAAGAUGGGCGUUAAAUUAGCAUUCACUGAAGAUGCAAACUUUGAAAAAAUCAGCGACGUUCCCGGUUUGUUGAUCGAUAAAGUGGUCCAAAAGGCUUUUAUCGCUAUCGAUGAGUUUGGUACGGAGGCCGGUGCUGCUUCUUGCGUAGUGAUGAGUUGGAGAGAAGUGCCACCCACUCUCAAAGUGGAUAGACCAUUUGUUUAUCAAAUAGUCGAUAUAAAGCGUAGAUUUGUAUUAUUUUCUGGACACGUCGUAAAUCCAUUGAAAGUAUAAUAAUAAUAAUAUUUGUUUUUUUAUCAAUUACUGUAUCAUUGUAGAUUUUAAGUGAAACAAUAUACGCUUUAUUGAAGCACGUAGUUUUGAAAUCAAUAAAAAAAAUUACAUUUUCAUGAUAUA